Peronospora farinosa is the source of this 2043-nucleotide messenger RNA. The record is from the annotation of a GenBank genome assembly. NCBI's taxonomy places the organism in Eukaryota, Oomycota, Peronosporomycetes, Peronosporales, Peronosporaceae.
AUGAGACAGCCACGUCUGUGGCAACGAGAACUUGUGAUGAUCUUCAUGCUCUUAAUGAUACUACUUUGUUCAACUGGUGCUCGGAGGAUUCUUGAAACAACUGCAGCAUGUGAGGAAUUAGCGCCGACACUUGCCACAUUACGAAGAAGUGCGAAUGCUCCAUCGGAUGCAGAGAUUGUGUAUCCUAAUUGCACUAUUGUACACAUUAGUUCGACAUUACGUAGUGGGACCACCACAGUCGAUGCUCGUAAUAUAAACAUUCAAGCAGUCUCAAGCUUUCCAGAUGUAACAACUGUGCUGCUAUCAGGAAAUCAAAUUGUGACCAUUUAUGAUGAUCCGGAUGCUACCGUGAAGAUGCUAGACUUGUCUUUGAAUGGUCUCAGUCAUUUGAAUGCUUUGGCAAUUCCACGCACUGUGACUACACUAGUUCUCGAUGACAACAGCAUUAGCGGUCUUGACGACGGAGAGAUUCCUGCGACUGUCACCGCGCUGUCUAUAAAGAACAACAACAUCAUGAUGCUUACUACUUUUUCUUUCAGCAAAACACUACACGAGCUUGAUACAAGUGAAAACCCAAUCGAAGAUCUCUCCAAGUGGCAAAUGCCGUUACAACUCCAGGUCUAUUCAUGCAAAGACUGCAAAAUCAGCAAACUUUCAGGAGUAACGUUGCCAUCGUCGGGCUCACUGACUUCGAUCGACUUAGAAGGCAGCACGAUCGACUCUUUUGAGAUAGCUGACUCGGCCAUGCCACUGAUAGUAAGAUUGGAGUGGCUGAAGCUCACAGUCUCAGCUACCAGUUGCAGCGAUUCAAGUGCAAGAAAAGAGGUAGUGCAGACUGUGCCUAUAUGUGUCCUACCGGAUGCAGUGUACAACAACAAGUUCGUUAUGUCCGCAGCCGCAAGUCCCUCAAGUAGCUCUCUCGGACUACCGCCAAAUGUCCCUCAGCCUAUCAAUUAUCCAGAGAUAAGCACUUCUUAUAACUGGAUGCUCGUGGCGAUACUUUCAGGUGCAACUCUGCUACUAGUGGUCGUGGCCGGCGCUGUAGCUUAUGUCGUAUUUUAUUGUCGCCGUUCGGGUGAGAAACUCUGGGACUACACAGCAGACAGAACCUCUGAUUCUUGGUCAAGAGCUGACAGCGGUACGAACCAGGCUUUCUUCGAGCGAACGUUAACCACGGGAAUGAUGGAGCACAACGAGCGCAAUGAAUUCGACGACUCGAUUCUUAGCAGCAAGCGUCGAGGAAUGAGUGACACCAUCACUUCCUCGACUCAAUUAGAAGUGACAAAUUCGAACCGGCAUUUAAACAUUGACAUUCGCACGGACCGAAGCAUGCGGCAUUUCCGGCUGAUGAACGAAGAAGUGGAGCGCGGUGGCUUGAUAGCGAAAGGCGGAUACGGCGCCGUGUAUAAGGCUUAUUUCCGUGGUAAAGCCGUAGUGAUGAAGGAAUUGCUGCCGGAGCGUGCUCGUGAUCCGCGAAUGCUCAACGACUUUAUGGACGAAAUUCGGACGUGUAGUUCGCUGGACCACCCUAAAAUUGUGACGUUUAUUGGCUUCGCUUUCACUUCCCUUAUGGACUUGUCUGCAGUGUUUGAGUAUAUGCCGAACGGUGAUCUUGCUACACUUCUUCAGAAACAGCUGAAGCACGAAACUCGUGACCCGAGUGCUCGUAAAUCCACAAAGCACACGAACGCUCGAAUUGCUGUACUCGUGAGUGCCGGUUCAAUACGACCGUCGAUAAGCCCAGACUGUCCCAAAAGUGUCCGAAACCUGGUCAACAAAUGUCUGGACGGGAACCCGAUUAAUCGACCAUCAGCGCUGCAGCUUCACUUUGAGCUGCGCAACCUUGAAUUUGCACAGGACAACCUGUCGAUUACCGAACGAUUGUCAAUCCGAAGAAAGUCAAAUCUUGAAAACAACAGAAUACCAUCAUCGAACACGCACGAUAAUUGGACGCAUUGCCAGCCGCCAAUUGUGCUUAUUGAAGACAAUGAUAUCGCACUUUUAUCGAAUGAACGGCGGGAUCAUGUGCGAAAACAAUGCUAG